CCACCUCGGUGGGGGUGCUGGGCUGGGGGAGCGUCUCACACGUGGCCUGGGGAUGGGUGUGCCACGUCCCGUCCCGCUACUCCCCACGCCGUCAGCAGGAGGACAGGAAGUACAGUCCAGCUGAUGCCAGAUCCAACCUCGUCCAAUGGAGCACAGCUGAGAGGGCAUUUGGAAACAAUGACGCAGUAGGCCAGGCCGUCUGUCCAGCAGAAGAGGACCAAGAGAAGCAGCAGGGAAGCACGUGUAUGUGCUUUUAUGUGGACACUUGCCAUUUGAGAGGUUGUGUGGAACAUUAGAUUUUAGCCUAGUAAUAACUCAUAAUAAAUAACUAAUAUAUAUGUAUGCAAGGUAAGCUAGGACAGCAGAAGUUGUUUGCCUUUCAUUUUAUGUCUUUUUACAGACAUUAUUUUACCCCAAACAUUUUUCGACAUGUAAUCUGAAAAUAAGUGUUUCAAAUAUUCCUCACAGCAUGCAACAAAAAGUGUUCUCAAGGGUUUACACAAUAUGUAUAACAUAUUUACAAUAGAAAAUAGCUUUUCAAGUCCACAGAUUGCCAAAGCAGAGGACACAUAUCAGGCACGUAGCUUAUGGCUCGUUCUUUAUUAGCUAUGAGCUGUGUGUCAGAGGCUGAUGUUCUUCACUGCCCUUUGCUUCCAAAACCAAUACUCUCUCCGGCUGGUGAUAUUCUUUCUCUUUUAUUAUAGAUGUAGUUUCAUUCAUUAAAAAAACAACGCAUAGCAAUCAGCGGUUGAAGGACGACGCGCUCUAUGAAGUGGAUCGAUCUCCAGGCCCGCUAGUCCAUGUCGAUGUGUCCUUGGGCAACACACUUUUGGCAAUGGCAACAUUCACACCCGCCCAUCAGAACCAACCAACAAUCAGACCCACCCAUCAGAACCAACCAACAUUCAGACCCGCCCAUCAGAAAUAACCAACAUUUACACCCGCCCAUCAGAACCAACCAACAUUCACACCAGCUCAUCAGAACCAACCAACAUUCACACCAGCUCAUCAGAACCAACCAACAUUCACACCCGCCCAUCAGAACCAACCAACAUUCACACCCGCCCAUCAGAAAUAACCAACAUUUACACCCGCCCAUCAGAAAUAACCAACAUUCACACCCGCCCAUCAGAAAUAACCAACAUUCACACCCGCCCAUCAGAAAUAACCAACAUUUACACCCGCCCAUCAGAGAUAACCAACAUUCACACCCGCUCAUCAGAACCAACCAACAUUCACACCCGCCCAUCAGAAAUAACCAACAUUUACACCCGCCCAUCAGAAAUAACCAACAUUCACACCCGCCCAUCAGAAAUAACCAACAUUCACACCCGCCCAUCAGAAAUAACCAACAUUUACACCCGCCCAUCAGAGAUAACCAACAUUCACACCCGCUCAUCAGAACCAACCAACAUUCACACCCGCCCAUCAGAAAUAACCAACAUUUACACCCGCCCAUCAGAAAUAACCAACAUUCACACCCGCCCAUCAGAAAUAACCAACAUUCACACCCGCCCAUCAGAAAUAACCAACAUUUACACCCGCCCAUCAGAAAUAACCAACAUUCACACCCGCCCAUCAGAGAUAACCAACAUUCACACCCGCUCAUCAGAACCAACCAACAUUCACACCCGCCCAUCAGAAAUAACCAACAUUUACACCCGCCCAUCAGAAAUAACCAACAUUCACACCCGCCCAUCAGAAAUAACCAACAUUUACACCCGCCCAUCAGAGAUAACCAACAUUCACACCCGCUCAUCAGAAAUAACCAACAUUUACACCCACCCAUCAGAAAUAACCAACAUUCACACCCGCCCAUCAGAACUAACCAACAUUCACACCCGCCCAUCAGAACCAACCAACAUUCAGACCCACUCAUCAGAACCAACCAACAUUCAGACCCGCCCAUCAGAACCAACCAACAUUCAGACCCGCUCAUCAGAACCAACCAACAUUCACACCCACCCAUCAGAACUAACCAACAUUCACACCCUCAGUGUAUGAAUUGGUGUAUGAUGUCAUGUAGCUUUGAGUGCCAUUGGGACCAUUCCUGAGUUGAGUAACCUUAUCACACCUGUUACAUCGGUAUAUUCACUUAUGUGCAGGUGGAAACUGAUAGCAUGCAGUCAAGGAGGAAAGGUCAAAGGGUGACCAAACACAUUAGGUGUCCUCUGUGGACCAUGAAUAUCCACAGCACAUUUCGGCACAUUGUCAUGUGGAGUGGACGACGCCAUCUUCUACAUGCUGCACGAGCUUAGUCCACCUGGAUGGAACCGGUGGCUCUGUGAGGAUCACUUUCUUUGACUUUUCCAUUCAACACCAUCCAACCACUGCUGCUGAGUGAGAACCCGCGGGUGGAGGGGGUCAACGCGUCCACUGUCUCCUGGAUCACCGACUACAAAAAGGGGAGGAGUCAACUAUUUUUCUUGAGGAAAGUUGGAUCCUUCGAUGUGUGCAGCAAGAUGUUGGAGAUGUUCUACCAGUCUGUUGGACCAGUGCUCUGGACUUCUCUGUAGUCUGCU
This is a messenger RNA of Cyclopterus lumpus (lumpfish), 2522 nucleotides long. Its product is annotated as histidine-rich glycoprotein-like. The transcript has 2 exons. Bases 801 to 2054 code for a protein of 417 amino acids. Lineage: Eukaryota; Metazoa; Chordata; Actinopteri; Perciformes; Cyclopteridae. The record is from RefSeq and is a predicted model, not a curated record.